Messenger RNA from Lucilia cuprina (Australian sheep blowfly), 669 nucleotides. RefSeq lists its product as uncharacterized. The transcript is spliced from 2 exons. Lineage: Eukaryota; Metazoa; Arthropoda; Insecta; Diptera; Calliphoridae. The coding region runs from base 19 to 510 and encodes 163 amino acids. The record is from RefSeq and is a predicted model, not a curated record.
ACAAUAACUAUAAAAACAAUGUACACUGAAACUGUAAUUAUUAGUUAUUUUACGAACAUUAAACGACAAAAUACAUUAAUCGGUUUAAAAAUUUUAUUGAAAUUAAAAAAAAUGAAAUUAACAUUAAUAUUUUUAGUAAUUUGUGCUCUGGGUUUCAGUCAGGCUCAACUUAAUUUGGGUUUAAAUUUAGGUCCAAAAGCUGGUUUUGCUGGUUUAUCACCCGGACAAUUCUUUCAAAAUAUUGUAUUACAAUCGGAAGCUGAGAAGCUUCUAGUUAAUCCUGAUUUACCCGAUGACUUGAGACAACGUGUUUUAGAUUCUAUGGCCAAUGCUGAACAAGGUUUUAAUAAUUGCUCGACUGCUGUUACAUUACCCUGGAUGCAAAUACGUUGUUCCGCUUUACAAUUACAACGUUCAAAAAAUGAAUUAAAAGCUAUUGAAAAUGAGGCAACUGCUAGAACCCAGGCUGCAAAUGCAGCUCCAGUAGAGACAGGCACUGCAAUAAUAUAAUCAUUUAAUAUUUUCACCGCACUUUAAACAUAUUUACAUACAUAUCUAUAUGAAUAUAUACUAAUAUUAAACUUUGAACACGCCAAUCUUUAAACGUUUUUUAUCUUAUUAAAUUAAGAAAUUAUUAUUAAUAAAAAUUUUCAAAAUUUAUAUGUAGUA